Messenger RNA from Jatropha curcas, 465 nucleotides. NCBI's taxonomy places the organism in Eukaryota, Viridiplantae, Streptophyta, Magnoliopsida, Malpighiales, Euphorbiaceae. The record is from RefSeq and is a predicted model, not a curated record.
AUGGCAGCACUCAAAUUGUUUAGCUUCAUCUUCUUCAUCAUACUAUGUUUUCGUCUCGGUUCUAGUAUUAGAGUCCUCAGUGAGAUGGAAAAAGCAACUAAAAAUGGAGUCCAAAUGGGACUUGAAGAGACAGAGUCAUCGGGAGAUAUUCCUUCUAUAAGCAUUGGAGCGGGUGGUGGCUUCUUUGGCUUUGGUAAUGGUGCAGAAGGAGGAGGUAGUAUCUCAAUUCCAGGUUUUACCAUUCCAGGACUUGUUAUUGGAGGAGGAGCAGGAGGAGGAGUAAGUGGGGGUUGCAGUUGUAAUUCUUGCAAGAAUAAUGGAACCAAUGCUGGCGGCGGAAGUGGAGGAUGUAACAGCUGUGGCUAUGGCGGUCAAAUUAGACCAAGUGUCCAGGGUAGUAAUGGCGAUUUUAGUAACAACAAAGCUGAUGAUCAACCCAAAAAAGUUGCUGCAGGGCACAACUAA